AUGAGGUUGCGCACUCUCAACACCGCCAGAAAAAUCCCAAGCGAAGGGAACUCUGGGGGCGGCUGCAGGACAACAAAUGAAAGCGUCCUUUAUUACCGGCGGGUUCGUCUUGGACACCUUUCUCCCUCGUCGCAAGAAGUGAAGUGCACUGUUGAAUCAGGCCUUCGGACAUGGAUGUUGAAGGUCCAUAUUCGGUUAGUAUCAGAAUCCAUGACCAGUGGUGGUCAACUGGCUUGGCCAAACAGCUAUCGUGAGCGGACGACAUCCACCAGGUGA
This is a messenger RNA of Morchella importuna, 276 nucleotides long. RefSeq lists its product as uncharacterized. The transcript has 2 exons. The record is from RefSeq and is a predicted model, not a curated record. The coding region runs from base 1 to 276 and encodes 91 amino acids. NCBI's taxonomy places the organism in Eukaryota, Fungi, Ascomycota, Pezizomycetes, Pezizales, Morchellaceae.